AUGUCAUAUCCUGUCGGCAGAUAUAGUCAGGAUGAGGAGAAUCGGAUGAUCAGCCUCCCUCCCCUUCAGUCCUCUACAGAAUACGACCCUCGAUAUGGAAUUCCAGUCUCGACAGCUCGUAUGAGCUCCGACUCCUACCGGCAGCACGGCCACACACUCUCAGACGACUCCCAAUGCCAUUCGGAAUGCGACAAAGACGAUAGCAGCCAUUCCGCCGAGCCACAUGUAGAUGGUGGCGCUGACCAACAGAACCGCCUGUUAUUUGCCGAUGCGGGCACUCUGGUAACCUGGUCUGGCCCAGACGACCCGUCGAAUCCUCUCAACUGGAGCCGGUCCAGAAAAUGGGUCUCGACGCUCUUGGUCUCGUGCUUCACGUUCAUCUCCCCGGUGUCGUCAACCAUGGUGGCGCCUGCGCUGCCGACCAUGGCGCAGGAAUUCGGAAUCAAGUCGGACAUAGAGCAGUACCUGCUCAUGUCCAUCUUCCUGCUGGCGUAUGCGCUGGGCCCGUUCAUCAUCGCACCCCUCUCUGAGAUGUACGGGCGCGUAGUCGUGCUGCAGUCGACGAACAUGUUCUAUCUGGUCUUUAAUACUGUCUGUGGGUUUGCGACGUCCCGGGAGCAGAUGCUCGCGUUUCGCUUUCUCAGUGGAUUCGGCGGUAGUGCGCCGCAAGCGAUCGGCGGCGGGGUGCUGAGUGACUGCUGGCGCAAGGAGGAGCGAGGAGCAGCCACGGCGCUGUACAGCCUGAUGCCCUUUAUCGGGCCUGCAAUUGGCCCAAUUGCGGGAGGAUACCUCACGCAGUACCUGUCGUGGCGGUGGAUCUUCUGGAUCGUAUCCAUGGCGGACGCCCUGGUGCAGCUGCUCGCCUUUCUGUUCCUCCGCGAGACCUACGCCCCCACGAUCCUGGCGACUAAAAAAAGAAACCUGCAGAAGGAGACGGGCAAUCGCCAGCUGCACACCGAGUAUGAUAGGCCCGAUCGUACCUUUGGCCAAGUCCUGCGCAAGAACCUCGUUCGCCCAUUCCGCAUGCUGCUCACCCAGCCGGCGAUCCAGGCUCUCUCGCUCUACCGCGGCUACCAAUAUGGCCUGAUGUAUCUAGUGCUCGCCUCGUAUCCCCUGGUCUGGGAGGGCGUCUACAACCAAGCCAAGGGCCCGGCCAGCUUGAACUACAUCUCGUUGGGCGUGGGCUUUGUGAUCGGCCUGCAGUUCUGCGGGCGCGUUAUCGACAUCGUAUACAUCCGCCUGCAACGCCGCUACGACCACCCCGGCCGCCCGGAAUUCCGCAUCCCACUCAUGCUUCCCGGCGGCCUCCUCGUCCCCGCCGGCCUGUUCCUCUACGGCUGGAGCGCAGCGUACCGCACGCACUGGAUCGUGCCGAACAUCGGCGCGGCGGUCUUCGCGAUCGGCCUGAUCAUCUCGUUCCAGUGCGCGCAGACCUACGUCGUGGAUGCGUACACCCGGUAUGCGGCCAGCGCCUCGGGCGCGGCAGCGUUUGUGCGCACGCUGGCGGGGUUUGCGUUCCCGCUGUUUGCGGAGAGUCUGUACCGCGCGCUGGGGCUGGGAUGGGGCAAUAGUCUGCUCGCGUUUAAACAACAGACUUCAUGGGCAUGGUAG
Aspergillus terreus NIH2624 is the source of this 1611-nucleotide messenger RNA. RefSeq names its product MFS transporter. Lineage: Eukaryota; Fungi; Ascomycota; Eurotiomycetes; Eurotiales; Aspergillaceae. Gene Ontology annotation, biological process: transmembrane transport. Bases 1 to 1611 code for a protein of 536 amino acids. The transcript has 7 exons. The record is from RefSeq and is a predicted model, not a curated record. Gene Ontology annotation, molecular function: transmembrane transporter activity.